ACAUAAUCCCAAUAUAUUUAUUUAUAAAAUGGAACAAAGCCUACCAUCACGCCAUUGCUUCUACUAGAUGUCCAACUCCAGCUUUAUAACGAUGGACUAUCCUCCUCCUGCAAACCCUAAUUCUACCAAUUACCAUCACUUCGACCCCAACAUGGAUCCGUUUCUAACCGAGUUUCAGCUAUCGGAUUAUCUCGUGCUUGAUGGCGAUGGUUUUGAUGGGUUUGGAGAGGAUUCAACCACGUCCUCUCAAAGUAUUCUAUCAUCGGAUCAGGUCUUCAGUGGCGGCUCCACCGGAUGUUGUGAUGGCGGUGGUGGUGCAACGUCCAGAAGUUGUAAUAGCGUUAAAUGCAAAAAGAGUUUCAAGAAGGAGAAGGCUCAAGUGGGACAUAGAGUUGCAUUUAGAACCAAAUCGGAGUUAGAAGUUAUGGAUGAUGGGUUUAAAUGGAGAAAAUAUGGGAAGAAGUCAGUCAAGAACAGCCCAAAUCCAAGGAAUUAUUAUAAGUGCUCAAGCGGAGGAUGCAAUGUAAAGAAAAGAGUGGAAAGAGACAGAGAAGACUCAAGAUAUGUGAUAACAACCUAUGAUGGUAUCCACAACCAUGAAAGCCCUUGUAUGGUGUACUAUAACCAAAUGCCUCUCUUGGUCCCUAAUGCUUGGACUUCACAAGCUUCUUCUCCCCAUUCUUCUUCCUCGUCGUAGGAUGGCCCUAAUAUUAUUAUUAUUACUACUUUUUUUUUUUUUUUUUCUGAGCAUUUGGGUUUGUUAUGGGUCGAGAAAUGCAUUAAAACUAGGUUAGGCCAGAAAUCACCAUUAGAUCUUAGCUAAUUAGUUCAUCACGAAUUAGUUAUUAUCAACUUUGCUCAGUUAAUGUACGCAAAAAAUGCGACUUGUGUAAUGGUAUAUUGGAAUAGUAGUACUAUUAUGUCCCCAUUGGCUGGCCCACUUUUGGGGUUCACAAUGGGCUGGGCCUGUAGUGCUUCAGUCAUUACAAUUAAAAGUACAGGGCCCAAUCGCUUCUCACAGAAGAAAAUGUUUAUGUGAAAAUAAAGUUGGAUCAAUGUUUAUAUAUGGACUUGAAGGAUUGAUAAUUUUGCUUUAUGUAUAUGAAUGAACUUUAGAAA
This is a messenger RNA of Jatropha curcas, 1119 nucleotides long. NCBI's taxonomy places the organism in Eukaryota, Viridiplantae, Streptophyta, Magnoliopsida, Malpighiales, Euphorbiaceae. The record is from RefSeq and is a predicted model, not a curated record.